Molecule: messenger RNA, 1397 nt
Organism: Punctularia strigosozonata HHB-11173 SS5
Lineage: Eukaryota; Fungi; Basidiomycota; Agaricomycetes; Corticiales; Punctulariaceae
Exons: 5
Coding region: 201-1397 (398 amino acids)
Source: RefSeq, a predicted model, not a curated record
ACGGAUGCGCCGAUAUCAGACGACAAUACGCUGAUGCAUUGCUCUCCUCCGAUGCGUUUUCCUCUGGAUGCGACAGAUUGCGGUUGUUUCUCCGACACUCCGACACGACGGCAAGAUUGCACGCUCUCUUCUAUCUGACCCUGUUGUCCUUCUUCCACCCUCAGCUCGAGCGAGCCAUCCUGGAUUCUCGCACGGAAGCGAUGAUGGCGGAUAUAACAGAAGAGGUCGGACUUGUCGCGAGUCACGGUCGGCCUCGUUCGAUAGAUCCAGAGACCGCUACCGAUGGACCAAUCGGCUGGUGCCUCGUCGCAUUGAGCGCGAUUCGGUUGGAAAAUUCGCGGGUUUCGCUCUAUCGUGGGCUCGCAAGUCUGAGAACCAAGCGGACGCCUGACGUGCUGGCUUCCGAAGCGUUCAGAAUGCAGUGUCAACAGAUGUCCGUUGUGGAACCCGUUGCGCCUACGAGAGACGUGACUACGCUGGACAACAAACUAUUCACCGUCUUUGUGUCUUCAAUACUCGACUUGUCUUCAGUACCGCUAUCGCCUCACACGCAUCGCAUGCUUCAGCAAGCCGCGCGGUGGUCGGGAUGGAGUCCUUACUUCGACUUUCUCAAGCUCAUUACGGGCGAAGCCGCCAAGCAGCGAGCGCUCUGUUCUCGUUGCAAUCGAAUGCCUUUGCAUAGUUCUCUCCUCGACACCUCCGAUUGGGAUCAUCUCCCGUCGUUUGCGGACCUCUUCGGCCGUCUACCGCUCUCUUGCGAGAGGUGCCGUCUAGGACUGGCCCAGAACCUCGCCUCGGACAAGGAGUUUCAGGACGCCUGUGCGAACCUGUCGUCACCGUUGAGCAAGCAAUGCAUGUUCGCUCGCCUUUGCGGGCUUUCGUGCAUCACGGCGCUCGUGUAUACCGACGUGGCCUUCCGAGCCGUCUUCCGCGAUCCCGUAUUGCUCUGCCGGCUGCGCGAGCUGCACGAGCGGAUCUCGUCAGCGGAGAGCUCGUACUACAAGGACAUCCUCCUUCCUCCGCUCCGUAGGACGCUGGACUGCUUGACCGACGAACGGGUGCUAUCCAUCCUCAGCGAAACCUCGGGUUCAUCGGCAAGCGCCGACGGAAUAUCGGCAGAAACGUCACUCUUGCGGCAUCUCAAGGACCCCGAUACGCUCCUCCUCGCCGCGUUUCGCAUGCACUUCUACCGGCAUCCUUCACGCGAUAUCAGAUCACCCUCCGCUGCCGCCGCCGCCGCCCCCGCACCCGAGAAAACCGGUAGUAGCUCGUCAUUCCAAACGCUCGAAGUGUUCUUGCAGAAGAACCGCAUGGACCCUCUCGCGUCGACCGUCAUCUGGUCUUUCAUGGACCUUCACUACGGAUACCACGCGGAAUGGAAUAGACCGUGGUUGUAG